AUGGACCCAGUACUAUCAGAGACGGCACCAGCCCAGAUUGCUGCAGAGGCCAAGCAGCAGAACGGUAUUACAACCACGAAACCACACGAGGAGUACCAGUAUCUCGAUCUGGUGCAGGAGAUUUUGGAGACAGGAGAGCACCGCCCUGACAGAACAGGAACCGGAACAUACAGCAUCUUUGCGCCACGCCCGCUCAAGUUCUCCCUCAACGCCAACGGAUCGCCUAUUCUGCCGCUGCUGACGACGAAGCGCGUAUUCCUCAAGGCUGUCGUGGCGGAACUGCUAUGGUUUAUUGAGGGCAACACUUCGUCGCUGGCACUCUCCGAGGCCGGCGUCAAGAUCUGGGACGGCAACGGGUCGCGCGAGUUCCUCGACGGGGCUGGACUGUCGCACCGCGAGGUCGGCGACCUGGGCCCCGUCUACGGCUUCCAGUGGCGGCACUUUGGCGCCGAGUACAAGGACGCGCGCGCCGACUACACGGGACAGGGCGUUGACCAGCUUGCCGAGGUUAUUCACAAGCUCCGCCACAACCCCUACGACCGCCGCAUUAUCAUGAGCGCCUGGAACCCCGCCGACCUCAAGAAGAUGGCGCUGCCACCGUGCCACAUGUUUGCCCAGUUUUACGUCUCGUACCCGCGGGCGCCCAUCAACGGAACCACUACCAACGGAGAAGAUGCCAAGAAGCCUCGGGGCCAUCUGCACUGCCAAUUGUACCAGCGCUCCUGCGACAUGGGCCUGGGGGUGCCCUUCAAUAUUGCCAGCUACGCCCUGCUGACGCACAUGAUUGCGCACGUCACGGACCUGAUCCCCGGUAGCCUGACGCACGUCAUGGGCGAUGCGCAUGUCUAUGUUGACCACGUGGACGCCCUGCGGGAGCAGAUCACGCGCGAGCCCAGGGAAUUUCCCGGGCUCGAGAUUAAACGGGAACCCGGCGGCAGCAUAGACGGGUGGAAGGCCGAGGACUUUGUUGUCAAGGACUACAACCCGCACAAGACUAUUGCCAUGAAGAUGAGCGUAUAA
Molecule: messenger RNA, 1020 nt
Organism: Pestalotiopsis fici W106-1
Lineage: Eukaryota; Fungi; Ascomycota; Sordariomycetes; Amphisphaeriales; Sporocadaceae
Product: Thymidylate synthase
Exons: 2
Coding region: 1-1020 (339 amino acids)
Biological process (GO): dTMP biosynthetic process
Cellular component (GO): mitochondrion; cytosol
Molecular function (GO): thymidylate synthase activity
Source: RefSeq, a predicted model, not a curated record